Molecule: messenger RNA, 939 nt
Organism: Octodon degus (degu)
Lineage: Eukaryota; Metazoa; Chordata; Mammalia; Rodentia; Octodontidae
Product: olfactory receptor 8H1-like
Exons: 1
Coding region: 1-939 (312 amino acids)
Biological process (GO): sensory perception of smell; G protein-coupled receptor signaling pathway
Cellular component (GO): membrane
Molecular function (GO): odorant binding; olfactory receptor activity; G protein-coupled receptor activity
Source: RefSeq, a predicted model, not a curated record
AUGGAUAGCUGGAACUCCACUCAUGAGCCUGACUUCAUUCUGCUGGGGCUGGCGGACUCUGCAGAGACACAGCUGGGCCUCUUCCUGCUCUUCCUCCUCAUCUACCUGGUCACGGUGCUGGGGAACGCAGGGAUGAUCCUGCUCAUUCGCCUGGACCCCCACCUGCACACGCCCAUGUACUUUUUCCUCACUCACCUGUCUGUCCUCGACCUCAGCUACUCCAGUGUCAUCACCCCAAAAGCCUUACAGAACUUAGUGUCUUCCACCAAGAUCAUCUCAUACCUGGGCUGCUUGAUUCAGCUAUAUUUUUUUAUAUUGUUUGCUGCUGCCGAAUGCUUUCUCCUCUCCUCCAUGGCCUAUGACCGUUAUGUAGCUAUCUGCAAACCUCUACACUAUUCAGUUCUUAUGUCCUCGAGACUGUGCCAUAUUUUGCUUGCUGGUUCUUACAUCCCUGGUCUUGUGGAUUCCACAGUGAAUGUGAUUUUCAUAAGCAGGCUGCAUUUCUGCAAAUCUAAUGUCAUCCGUCACUUUUUCUGUGAUAUCUCCCCAAUUUUAGCCUUAUCGUGCACUGAUACUUCUGAUAAUGAACUCGUUAUAUUAACUUGUGCUGCAUUCAACUCACUGUCUCUAGUCAUCAUAUCUGCAUCCUAUGUGUCCAUCUUCUACACUAUUCUGAAAAUUAAUUCCACUGCAGGCAAGAGAAAAGCCUUCUCCACCUGUGCCUCCCACCUGCUGGGCGUCACCAUCUUUUACAGCACUCUCAUCUUUAUUUACCUCAAGCCAAAGCAGUCCUACUCCCUGGGUAAAGAUCAGGUGGCCUCUGUGUUUUACACCAUUGUGGUCCCCAUGCUGAAUCCCCUCAUCUACAGCCUCAGGAACAGAGAGGUGAAGAGCGCUGUCCUUAGAAUCUGCAGAAAAGUGAUGCCACUGGGCAAUUAA